AUGUUCGUCAAUCCCUACGUCCCUCAACCAGCCUACCCAUAUUACACCUACACUCCCGGCGGAGAGGUCUCUGGGCCAACACCCGUCUACGCUCUCCUGAUUAUCGGGAUGGUGUUCUUCAUGGCUUCCAACGUGAUGCCAAAUCUCAUCCCCCCAGCAGAUAGGGUCUGGCAUACCGCACCGUUCCUCCUACAAUGGGGAUUCUUGAUCAUCAUAUGCGCACUUUUGGUACAGAUGAUGGGACUACUACCGGGCGUCCCUCAAAUUCACAUCACCUAUGUCCACAUGACUAUCGCCGUGCUGCUUUUUGUGAUCAUGUGGAAUCAGACCGUGCCCGGACCCUCCCCACCGCCACCUGAAGAGAAAAAGUCGUCCUCAUCCUCCAAGGACAAGCCAGCAGAAGCAAAGAAAGAGGAAAAGAAGAAAGAAGAGCCCAAGCCGGAGGAACCUUCCCCUUGGGACGACCUCCGUGCUCACCCAUCUGCUUUCCUGACCACGAGAUUGAACAAGAUGAUGCCGUGGCCAUUUCCGAUGGGGAAGGCUUCGUCAGGCGGGAAAGAGCUCUGGUGGGAAAAGGGGAUGCCUGCACAUGUAGGACAUUUCAACAGGCCCGAACAGCCUGCACCCAAGAAGGAUGCCGACGAAGACGCAAAGAAGAAGAAGAAGGAAGAAGAGGAGAAACAGAAAGCCAAGGAGCAGGAAGAGUUGAAGCAGAAGGAAGCAGAAAAAUCCAAGGAAAAAGAGAAGGCUAUGGAGAAGGAAAAGGCAGCUAAAGAGGCUGCUGCAAAGGCGAAAGCCAAAGAGGAUGAAGCCAAACGGGCCAAGGAACUCGAAAAGGCCAAAGAGGAGCGUGCGAGGCAGCAGGCUGUCGAAGACAAGCAGCGGCAGAAACUGUGGCGUACGAAAUACCUGGUAAUGAUCAUCGGAAUCAGUUUCUUGAACCGGUCACUUGCGUUUCUUCUCCUGCUGUGCUUGUGUCUGCAAAUGGUAUCGCAAGAGAUCAACAAAACUGUACCUUCAGCAAGCUCGCCACCGGCUGCCGCACCGGCCUCUACCUCGUCUUCAUCAACUUCGUCUCAAGCGCCCUCUUCUUCCGGAGCCCCCUCAAAGCCCCCUUCUGCCCCUAGUGCUGACGCAGAAAAAGAAAAGAUGGCUAAAAUGAAAGCUAUGAAGGAGAAGGAAGCCGCAGAUAAGGCAAAAAGCUCUUCUGCCUCGUCCGCAAAACCUUCGUCGUCUUCCUCGUCUGCUAAACCUUCGUCGUCAUCCUCCAGCUCAUCCAACUCCAAGACUUCAUCUUCCUCCUCCUCCAAACCCAAAGAUGCACCUGUCAGUAGCGACGCAAUCCGAAAAGCCUCUGGCUCUACGACAGUCACAAAAGUCGACCCUGGAGAAGACAGCAGUAUCGGUGUUCCCUAUACGGUGGGCUUCGGCAUGAAUUACAUCUUCAACCCGGACACGAAAGGAGAAACUCUGGAGAGCCCAUCGAUGCCCAUUCCAAGCACUGGCAUGUCACAUCCGCUCAUGACUACUUAUCGCCAGUAUGCCAAUUGA
This is a messenger RNA of Cryptococcus wingfieldii CBS 7118, 1551 nucleotides long. RefSeq lists its product as hypothetical. The coding region runs from base 1 to 1551 and encodes 516 amino acids. The record is from RefSeq and is a predicted model, not a curated record. The transcript is spliced from 8 exons. NCBI's taxonomy places the organism in Eukaryota, Fungi, Basidiomycota, Tremellomycetes, Tremellales, Cryptococcaceae.